Messenger RNA from Mycotypha africana, 881 nucleotides. RefSeq lists its product as uncharacterized. Gene Ontology annotation, biological process: regulation of actin filament polymerization. Lineage: Eukaryota; Fungi; Mucoromycota; Mucoromycetes; Mucorales; Mycotyphaceae. The record is from RefSeq and is a predicted model, not a curated record. The transcript has 5 exons. The coding region runs from base 140 to 814 and encodes 224 amino acids.
CCUUUUCCGUCGCACGGACACGAUGAAAAGAGGAGAUUCAAUUCUUCGGACGGAGCAAAAGUGUAGUACAUUACAGCAGGAAUUGAUAUAACAGUUUCUUGCCUUUUUAAGCUUAUUUUUGUAAAUAAACAGUUCGUCAAUGACAUUUGGCACUGAUUUAAAGGACCAGAUCCCGCUUAUUGUCAAAUAUGUUGGGGACGGUAUUGAAUCUCUCCAUCAAUUUCGCAGCUUUCUAAAAGAAAGAAGCAAUAUCGAACGAGAAUAUGCACAAAAGUUGGAACAAUUAUCAAAGAAAUAUAAAUCACAACACAAUACCAGUGUCAAGCAUUUUUUGACUGGCGCGGACCCUUCACAGCAACAACAGCCUGUCAAAAAAGAAGAUCAAAGCACCACACUUCAAGCAUGGAACCAUUUGUUGAAGCAAACGGGUCACAUUGCAAAAAUUCGAUUUCGAUUAGCUGAGGAUAUAAAUGACAUGAUUGUGGAAGCAUUAAGAGAAACUGCUGUCCGAAAAGAAGAAUGUAGAAGAAAACACGCAGCCUUUUACCAACGGUUAAAGAGUGAAAGAGACAAGACUUAUGCUGAAAAAGAUAGAGCAAAACAAGCUUAUGAUGAAGCUUGCCUGGAGAUUGAGAAUUUGAAAGCCAAGAAGGCUCGAGGAGGAGACAGUGAAAAAUUGCAACGGCAAAUAGACGCGGCUACUUUAGACUGUUAUAAUAAGAAGAACUUGUAUUUAUUGGCUGUUAACAUCGCCAAUGCCGAAAGAUCGAAGUAUUUUGACGAGGAUAUCCCUAUAUUAGCCGAUGUAGGUUAAGAACAGGCAACGAAAUAUUCAACAGUACAGGAAAAUGUUAAAUUGGAUCACUCAUUCGGUAUUCAAU